AUGGAACUGAAUGAAGAUAUUGUUGUGGAUAUCAUCUCCCGCUUGCCCGUGAAGGUAGCAGUUCAAUUGCACCAAUUGAUAUCUUAUCCUGAGCCUACAAAUUAUUUUUCUACUGUGGGCGGAGGCGCAGGAUUAGCCAUUGAUCAUCCAACUACAAAUCACAAUUAUAAAUUGGUGACUGUUGGGAUGCUGAAUAAAUGCAGAGGAUAUAGAUUUAGUGUAUUUUCAUCGGAAGAAGCUGGAGUUGUAUGGCAUGAAUUCCAAUUUUUGAAAGAGGUAUAUUAUCGUACUUCCAUAGUCGGUCCACAACCUGUUUUCGUGCACGAUUGCUUGCAUUGGCUCACGAGUGACGGUAAUGUUCUUGCUUUUGAUACAAAGAGUAGUACCGGACAGGCUACAAUUAUCAACCUACCUCGUGAAGUCCUUCAUGUUUAUUUAAAUGAUCCUAUGUACGGUGCUAUUAAUUUCAUGUUCGAUGCAGUUUUGGAGUUGGUACGUGGUGUACUUACCCUCGUUUGUUCAUUCAAGAAAUUCAUAGUCAUUUUUGGUUAUGAUUAUGUAAGCCGCAAAUGGAAAGUUUCAUACACAUUGCCUAACUUCAAGCCGGAUCUUGUGGGACGUGUUGGUGGUCCUGCUUCUCCAAUAUGUUUUGAUGGGGAAAAGUUGUUUAUCUUCGGAAGAUAUAGGGCUGCACCGCGGACUGGAUAUCUGUACGAGUAUGUUAUAGAGAUGAAGACGUAUAAAAAAGUAGGUGAAGUUUUCAAUAUGCAUAGUGCUAUCUUCUUCUCGUGGGAACCAACAUUAGCCCGUAUCCCUAAGACAGAGCUUCCCCCUUACAAAGUCCACUCUAAACAUUUCCCAGAGAUUACUGCAACAUUAGAUGAGCUCAGAUGUCUGAUUGCUAAUAAACCUCGAGUUGAUCGUGUCACGAAAACAGCCAUAAAUAAUUAUAGGUUGUUAGCUGUUAUUGGUUCUCAAUACUAA
Messenger RNA from Solanum stenotomum, 984 nucleotides. RefSeq lists its product as uncharacterized. The transcript is spliced from 2 exons. Bases 1 to 984 code for a protein of 327 amino acids. NCBI's taxonomy places the organism in Eukaryota, Viridiplantae, Streptophyta, Magnoliopsida, Solanales, Solanaceae. The record is from RefSeq and is a predicted model, not a curated record.